AUGGACCCUGAGAGCCGGGACGAUGACAAGGCUUGGGGCCCUUCGGUCAACGUCACUGCUGCUGAGCACGAGAACAGUGGUGACGAAGGUAUCGAGAAGCCCAGAACGCUACCCCCCGACUUGCCAACUUCGCUAGACGACCGGCGCUCAUUUCCGAGCUAUAAUUCUGAGACCGAGAUAUACGAUGGAUGGCAGGGCCAGUCGCAAUUUCUCACCACUCCGGUACCUACAAAGCCUUUAUCAUUCAACUUAGCUCUCGAUGACAAUAACUCCGAAGAAGAUUUUUACAACCCUCGACUCCCGUCUCAGAGCCUGACGGGCGGUUCUCGACUACGAGGCGGGCCAAGCGAGUCAAAUGAUGCCCGGUUAAUGGAGAUGUUGGCUGCCCAGGCAGCACACCGGGAUGGAGACAAUGUCGAAGCGGAUGAGGAUGAUAUUGCGUCUGACGAGAAGCUAUCUGAGCAAGAGAAGAAGGAAAUCUUACAAAGGACACUGAAUAUGGCGGCGAGUAAUGGAGAUGUUACGCGGGUCAGAAAGCUGGUCACUGGCAAGGCUAUGAAAUAUAUCAAUAUCAAUGCGCCAGAUGAUGAGGGUACUGCACCGCUGAUAUAUGCUAGCUGUUUUGGUCAUCAUGAAGUUGUAUCUGCUCUGCUUGACGCAGGCGCAUUUGUCGACCAGCAAGACCGUAAUCAAUGGAGCGCUCUAAUGUGGGCUAUGACAAAUCGACACAAAACCAUUGCAAAGAACCUACUGGACCAUGGCGCGUCACCAGACAUCCGAUCGUCUUCUGGCGGGACAGCUUUCGACUUCGUUCAGCCUGGGACGGAUAUCUCCAAAUACCUCCAUGAAAAUGGCUACAAUGUUGCAUCUACAGUUGGCGGAGCUGACUUUUACGACUCGGGAUUCGCCCACAACAGAUUUGAAGAGGAAAUGGCCGAAAACGAGAUGAAAAGAAGGAUGAUGAUGGAAGAGAGCGCUAUCAACCUGGAAGUUGACUUAUCGAGCCUGGGUCUUAAUGAGAAACAUGACGACUCGCCCUAUGAAUAUGAGGAGCAACCUGAGUUUGUUUGGGAUCGUUGCCUGAAUGACCAAAUGUUUGUGUUUCAGGAGAACGAGUUGGAGAGAAUAUUGGAUAUUAUUAUCACCAAUAUGACACCCCAACGGUCUCCAUCCCAAAAGCCUGUUCCGGCAAAUUUACUCUUCCUUUGCGCGCGAUAUGCGCAUUAUCACGCCAGCCCUGACCUCCUGCAGAUACUUCUCCAUUCCGCAACGGAUCGUAUCAACCGUGUGGUAGAAAAACACCAGUGGGAUAUGACCAUACUGGCAUUUUGGAUAUCAAACGCCACUUUAUUAUUACAUUAUCUAAAAAAAGAUGCCGGACUGGUUGAAGCUACAGUGGAGUUCCAGCUUCACCUCGCAGAGCUGAUUAACGAAAUAUUUAUCCUUAUAAUCCGUGACGCUGAGCGUCGCAUAGAUAAGAUUUUGGACACAGCAAUGCUUGACCAUGAGACAAUCCCCGGCUUUGAGGAUGUUCAAUUCCAGAACGAAUGGAAGCUUUUCAGAACUAAAUCAAAAGUAAAGCCAGAGCCCAUGGAGAAACGAUACCGACCACCAUCACCCAAGAGGCGAGCAGAGAUUGCACCUCGGAAUGUGACCUCUUUACUGUCGUCUACACUCUUUGUGCUGGAUUUAUAUGAUGUUCACUCGAUCAUCACGACCCAAAUCAUAGCACAACUAUUUUACUGGCUUGGAUCAGAGCUUUUCAACCGGAUUAUGACUACAAAACACUACCUUGCUCGCACCAAGGCUAUGCAGAUCAGGAUGAACGUAUCUGCUUUGGAGGACUGGGCACGAACAAACAACCGACAGCCCGAACAUUAUGAAAGCGGAUCUGCGACCUGCACUGGCGAAAACACGGUUGACUCUGCUCGUAGACACCUUCAACCGCUUAUCGAAUUAUUACAGUGGCUACAAUGCUUCUCAUCCUUGGGCGAAGAUAUGGAUUCACUUAUAGAGACGCUCGAGCAACUUCAGCGGCUCACACCGAACCAGCUUCUCCACGCCGUUAAGCUCUACCGUUCGGAGGUAGGAGAAAAGGGCCUCUCUAAGAGCGCAAUGAAACUCCUCAUCUCCCUACAAAAAGACCCAUCUCAGUUGCUGCAGAUCCUCGACCAACAUCGACAGCACUCUAGGCCCGCUGAGUCUCCAUCUACUGACAAAGGGAAGGACGAAACAAGGCCAAUCGAAGAGCCGCAAACCCCCAGGACACCUAAAGCAUUACAACCUCCACCCUCACCAGGUGGUUCAAUUUCGCCCUCCCGGCCCCAAUCUUCACAAAUAAACAUUCCCAAGAACGCCCCACUCCUUCUCGAUCCUUCGCUCACAUUACCUUUCCAGCUCCCGACCAGCACCGACAUGCUAGUUAGUUACGGGGCUGGAUUUGGUGGGGUAAACCGCGAGCGUGCAAGGAAAUAUAUACCUACCGUGCCGACGGAGUUUCUCGUCAAAUUUGAUCGCGAGUAA
Molecule: messenger RNA, 2523 nt
Organism: Nannizzia gypsea CBS 118893
Lineage: Eukaryota; Fungi; Ascomycota; Eurotiomycetes; Onygenales; Arthrodermataceae
Product: DIL and Ankyrin domain-containing protein
Exons: 4
Coding region: 1-2523 (840 amino acids)
Molecular function (GO): GTPase binding
Source: RefSeq, a predicted model, not a curated record